CUCCGCAGCGGUAGGGGGCGCUCCGCGGCAGCGGCGCCUGUCGCGUUCCAACGGCUUUGCUGGGUGAUGCGUCCUUUCCCAGCAUCCCCCGCGGCGGUAGGGGAGGCGGUGUGUGCUCGGUGACCUUCUCUGGCAGCUGGGUCGCUUCCCGCUGUAACGAUGAUGCAGAACAUGAUUCCAAAGUCAUUGAAAAGCAUGAAAUUCUACUUUACUACGGUAUAUCAAGAAAUAUGGGUUGGUGUAGCAUUAACAGCUUAUGCCUAUUACAAAAUUUCAUAUGGUGGAAAAAAAGCAGUGGCAGAUAAAUCCUCUGGUGCUGGCCAUCAUUAAAGACCUCUUCUCUUCUUGGGAGUAUGGAUUUGUUGGUUCAUUAUCUUUACUGUAAAUGAAGCAAGUUACAACCAUAGGGAAGUUAAUUCUAAAACUGUCCCUGAUCCAUCUGCUGUAAUCAGAGACAGAAAAAAAUCCAUUGAGCAACAAGGAAUUAAACAUGUUGGACAAAGU
Molecule: messenger RNA, 504 nt
Organism: Pezoporus occidentalis (night parrot)
Lineage: Eukaryota; Metazoa; Chordata; Aves; Psittaciformes; Psittacidae
Gene: ATP5MJ
Product: ATP synthase membrane subunit j
Exons: 4
Coding region: 160-330 (56 amino acids)
Cellular component (GO): mitochondrion
Source: RefSeq, a predicted model, not a curated record